AUGGCUUCCAAGCGCAAGGUCGACGAUUUCAUCUACACCCUUUCCGACAAUGAAGAGCUUCCUAAUGAGGAAGAAGAGAUACCCGAGCCGAACCCACCAAAAAAGAAGGCCAAGAAGAGUAAGAAAUCUGCCCGCUUAGAAGAGGAAGAAAAUGGUAUAUGGGGCAAGAAAGAUGAGGACGAUGGAGCUAUCGACUCCGAUUUCGAAUUCGCCGAAAAUGUCACUACCGAUUUCAGAACAGAGGAUUUCGAGGGCUGGGGUUUCGAUGGCGCAAAAAAGGGCAUGGACCGAAAUACUCAAAAGAGAGUCGUCGACGUCGAUGAGAUCGUACGAAGACGGAGGGGUAAUAUAGAUGAUGGCGCGCAAGCGAAUAAUAAGAAAGAAGAGGCAGUCAAUGGCGUUAGCGACGUUGAUGGAGAAGAGGAUGGGGAUAUCGAAUUUGAUGACGAGGAUGACGAAGUCUUAGCUGCAGAUGGUUUUGGUAUGGGUGCUGCUUCGGAUGAAGAGUCUGGUGAUGAUGCAGCGGAGGCUGAAUCGGAUCGGGACGAAGGCGAUGAAGGAGAUGAAGGCGAUGCUUCCGAUAACGAUUCUGUCGCGACGCCAGUUGGUCAUCCCGACGAUGCUGUCGAAUCGGACGAUACGGACGACGAGGAAGAUCCCGAGGAAGCUGCAAAGAGAGCUGCUUUCUUCGCCCCCGAAGAGAAAAAGUCGAUAGGAAAUCAGAAGGGAAAGUCAUCUUUCCAAAAUAUGUCUCUCUCACGACCCAUUCUGCGCGGCCUCAAUUCCGUUGGCUUCAACGAACCCACCCCGAUUCAAGCGAAAACAAUACCACUCGCAUUAGAGGGCAAAGAUUUGGUCGGUGGCGCUGUCACAGGAUCUGGAAAAACUGCCGCGUUCGUCGUCCCCAUCCUAGAGCGGUUACUUUACAGGCCGAACAAAAUCCCUACAAGUCGCGUUGUUAUCUUGACCCCUACCCGAGAACUUGCUAUCCAGUGUCACGCUGUCGCCACUAAGCUCGCGAGCCACACGGAUAUCAAGUUCUGUCUGGCAGUAGGUGGGUUGAGUUUGAAAGUCCAGGAGGCGGAGUUACGUCUAAGGCCCGAUGUUGUUAUCGCGACCCCGGGUCGAUUUAUCGAUCACAUGCGUAAUUCGGCGAGUUUUUCGACGGAUACAGUGGAAAUUCUGGUUCUUGAUGAGGCCGACCGAAUGUUAGAGGACGGUUUUGCAGACGAGUUAAACGAAAUCCUUACUACUUUGCCCAAGUCUCGACAGACGAUGCUAUUCUCGGCCACUAUGACUUCCUCCGUCGACCGACUCAUCCGCGCCGGUCUGAAUAAACCGGUCAGAGUAAUGGUGGACUCUCAGCGGAAAACAAACGACAAGCUCGAGCAAAAGUUCGUUAGGCUAAGACCAGGCCGAGAAGAGAAAAGGAUGGGCUACCUCAUCCACAUUUGCAAAACGAUGCACACUGAACGGGUCAUCAUAUUCUUUAGACAAAAGAAAGAAGCGCAUCGUGCUCGGAUCAUUUUUGCCUUGUUCAAUCUAUCUUGUGCCGAAUUACACGGAAGUAUGAACCAAGCUCAGCGUAUAUCUAGUGUCGAGUCUUUCCGUGACGGCAAGGUCUCAUUCUUGCUUGCUACGGACCUAGCUUCACGUGGUCUUGAUAUCAAGGGAGUAGAUACCGUUAUCAACUACGAGGGUCCCCAAACUGUCGAGAUCUACGUUCACCGUGUGGGACGUACCGCUCGAGCGGGGCGGUCGGGUGUCGCCAUCACGCUCGCCGCAGAACCUGAUCGCAAAGUAGUCAAAGCAGCGGUGAAAGCAGGAAAGGCGCAAGGAGCUAAGAUUAGUAGUUUGAUUAUCGAUCCGGCCGACGGCGAUAAAUGGCAGGACAAGAUCGAUGAGAUGGCAGAUGAAAUAGAGGCUAUUGCCAAGGAAGAAAAAGAAGAGAAGCAAUUGGCGCAGGUGGAGAUGGAAAUCAAGAAGGGCGAGAAUAUGGUUAUUCACGAAGACGAGAUCAAGUCACGGCCGAAGCGGACGUGGUUUGAAACUCAGCACGAUAAGAAAAAGGCCAAGGAUGCUGGUAGGACGGAGCUGAACGGACUAAAGGAAUCGUUGAAGAGAAAAGGCAACGGCAAGCUUAGCAAUAAGGAUAAGAAGAAGCUAGACGCGAAGUCGGUUCGGACCGAAGGCAUGUGGAAGAAGGGCUCUGCCGAGAGAUCGGGUAAGGGUGCCGUUCUCAAUUUCAAGAACGACAAGAAGAAAAAUAAUGAACCGAAACUCGUCGUCGGUGACAAAACUUAUAAUCUCCCCAAUAUUAGGUACCUUGGCCAAAACAGGUCAUCUCGAUCGCUCCUACAAUACUUAUUCCCGCAUAGUCUACGCGAACGGUACCGCGAGCGCAUCCUUGGCUUUCACCUCGAUACACUUCCCUACUACAAGCACCGCAUCCAGAGUCGCGUAUAUCGUUUUAUCCUCGACAGCCAGCGCCGUCGCCGUGAGCAGUCGCGUCUCGUCGACCACGCGCGACGGCUGCUUCUGGGGUUACCGCCACCUGGCAAUAAACGUGCGAAGGAUGGAUCUAGAACUACGACGGGUAAGAUGAGUUACAUGCCUGAAAAUGGCGUGGGUAGCGGAAAUUACGGUGUCGAAGGCGGACGCGAAAGGGGCGCGAGGAGAAAGAAGCUCGCGGCAAUGGCGGGCAGCAUGUAUAGAGCUACCACAACAGCUGUGAAUGAGAUUAGGGAGUCAUAUAACCAGACAAGAUCAAGAGAGUUCGAUACGCCAAAUAUCACAAUUCCCGGAUCCUUCCCUGAUGUGGCUUUCGUAACAAAGGGGAACGAGCAGAUGGUUCUAUUUCCGACGUAUGCGAAGAGGCAUGUCAAGACCCAACCGAGACAGUUUGAAAAUCCAGGAGGACCACCCCCUACCUCGACUGUGGGCAUGAAUGAACAGGAAUACUGGAGGAAUGAGUGGUCACGACACGAGGACGAGAAGGCGAUCGUAGACGUCGAUGUUCGAGGCUGGAUAUACAACCCCCACAGAGGCCCAAUGACGCGGACUAAUAGAUUAUGGAUCGGGUUGGCAAGACAAUUGAGCGGUAUACCAGUUCCAAGGGCUCAGCAGCCCGACCCAUCACCUACUCCAGAGCCUUCGUUGGGAAGGUUGCACCAAAAGCACGAGGAGGAACGUGAGCAAGAGAGUAUCGCACGAGAAGCAAGGGAAAUCGAGCGCAGAGGUAAAGCUGAAGAAGAAGCUGCACAGAGAGGGAAGUACAGCGAACGUCCGAGGGAUGAGAGUUCCGAUGUCGAAGGAAGCAGACGGCGCCUACGCCAACAAUCGCAAAAUGGUAGUCGAUCACCUCCAUCAGCGCCAACGUCUCCUAUUCUCAGAGGACGUACAAACACAACAGCAGGAUCCGAGCUUACAGAAGCUGAACUCGCCGUUGCGAAUGCGAACCUAAUGGCUCGAAUAGCUCCAUUUUUGACAACGCCAUUAGUUCAACUACCCAUUACAUUAUUCUUCUACAAUGAGUCGCAAGUUCAAUCGCGCACUGUUACGACUAAUGAUGCGGGUCAUUUCUCAACCAGAGUACCUCUCGACUUCGUACCAACGCACGUGCGCGUAUUCGUGAACGAGGAUAUCUCCUGCGAAGAGCCUGUGCAGAUCAUCGAGCCGAAGGGCGUCAGCCUAAUCAGUGAUAUCGAUGACACGAUCAAACAGUCCAAUAUCGCGCUGGGCACCAAGGAAGUUUUCCGGAACACAUUUGCGCGUGAGUUGCGUGAUCUAACUAUCGAUGGUGUUCGCGAUUGGUAUGGCGCGCUACAUGACCUCGGCGUACGCGUUCAUUACUGCUCAAAUAGUCCAUGGCAACUAUACCCGGUUCUAGCCACAUUCUUCAAAUUAGCAGGCCUUCCGCCAGGGUCGCUACACCUCAAGCAGUACACCGGCGUACUUCAGGGAAUCUUCGAGCCCGUAGCUGAGCGCAAGAAGGGCACGUUAGAAAGAAUCAUGAGGGAUUUUCCGGAACGGAAGUUUCUGUUGGUCGGCGAUAGCGGCGAGGCGGAUCUCGAAGUAUAUACCGAGCUAGCAGUUGCAAAUCCGGGGAGGAUUGUUGCAAUUUUUAUUCGCGAUGUUACAACGCCCGAACAGACAGGUUAUUUUGACUCUGGGAUCAAUCGGAAGUUUUCCGAAUUAAAUAUUGGCAAAAGCGAUGACCCGCCCCGAAGACCCCCGUUGCCGCCCCGAAUAACAACCACACCAAAACCCUCUAACGAGCCUGAUACGGGCGACCUGAUUGAUCUUUCAGAAGACCCACCACUAGAACCGCUCCGUAAAGUCAAGUCGGACUCAAAGGUAGUGGCUAAGCCUGUAAAACCUACAGAUCUGUUGGCGCGCAAGCCACCGCCACCAAAACCGGCGAAGCCGAGCUCACUGCAGAGCACGUCGGCUGUUCCUGUGCUUACGAACAGCAGUAAUAGAGAUGCGCUCAAUAAGAAACCCCCGCCGCCAGCACCGCGGAAAACUAGCCAGCCAACAACCAGUAAAUCAAUGACGCCGAGCCCACUAGCGCAAAUGCAGAGAUCGGUUGAUCAGACAAGCGCAAACGAGAAGAUGGCAUUAGUAAAGACCCGGACUAACGGCCAAACCACUAACAACUCCAACUCCAACUUAGGCUCGUCGAAAAACAUCUUGCUCCCUCCCCCACCUCCACCCCCACCCCGGCGCAAAGCCACGUCGUCCGGUUCUACGACGGCUAGAUCGAGCCCCAGCCCCCGUCUCGCGGCGGCCAAUAACAGCUUCGGCCUGAACAGGAGGCGGACGGAAGGGUCCGAUGCAGAAUUCGAGGCGCUGCCGCUUGCCGCUAGCGGCACAUUUUCUACCACUGGCGGCGGUAGUAGCAGUACUGGGAGCCUAACCCCUCCAGCCGCCGCGGUGAACAAGAAGUUGGAUAUGUGGCGCCGCAGGCUGCAGCGCGCGCAGGAGACGCUGGAGAGGCAGGGCGUUAAGCUUUAUACGUGGCGCCGCGGGGAGGAGGUGGUGGAUGAGGCAGUGGGGAUUGUGAAGGGUUGUUUGAGGGAGAUGGGUGCGAGGUAGGGAUGGUGGGGGUUUGUAUAUUUACUUGUGUGUAAGUAUCUAAGUAAGUAUAAACGUGGCGGCAUAAGGGA
Annulohypoxylon maeteangense is the source of this 5168-nucleotide messenger RNA. RefSeq lists its product as uncharacterized. The coding region runs from base 1 to 5097 and encodes 1698 amino acids. The record is from RefSeq and is a predicted model, not a curated record. Gene Ontology annotation, cellular component: actin cortical patch. Gene Ontology annotation, molecular function: ATP binding; nucleic acid binding; phosphatidate phosphatase activity. The transcript has 4 exons. Lineage: Eukaryota; Fungi; Ascomycota; Sordariomycetes; Xylariales; Hypoxylaceae.